Sorghum bicolor (sorghum) is the source of this 2410-nucleotide messenger RNA. Its product is annotated as vacuolar protein-sorting-associated protein 33 homolog. Gene Ontology annotation, cellular component: CORVET complex; vacuole. Lineage: Eukaryota; Viridiplantae; Streptophyta; Magnoliopsida; Poales; Poaceae. Gene Ontology annotation, biological process: vesicle-mediated transport; intracellular protein transport. The transcript has 23 exons. The record is from RefSeq and is a predicted model, not a curated record. The coding region runs from base 351 to 2156 and encodes 601 amino acids.
AAAACAAAUAUCGAUUUUCAUUUUUUUACCUCCUUCGGCUGCGUCUGCGUGCUGCCCAGCCCAGCCCAUCUCGUCUCAGCGAUACCGGCCGCCGCCGGCGACCUUCGGUCUAUCGAACUCGCAGCGCCCCAACGCCGGUGAUCCCGCUGGGCGGCAGGAGGAGACGACGGGUGCCGCGGAGCGCCGCCGCCGCCCGAUCUCCCUCCCUUGGGCGGUGGACUGCGUCAUUGCUCCGUAGACACCCUCUGGUCCGUCCCGUGACGUGCCUCCGCCGCAAACCCGCUCGAUCAGCCUGAGGCUGGGGAUCUACCGGGACUUGGAUAGAUUCAUUUCAAUUCAAAGCUGGGCAGAUGGCGCAGAUCCCCAAUCUCGACAACGCGCCGCUCAACCUUGCGGCUCUCAGGGAGCAGUCGCAGAAGGACCUGCUUGGCAUCCUAAAAAAUAUAAGGGGGAAGAAGUGCUUGGUCAUUGAUCCCAAGCUCGCUGGGACUCUGUCACUGAUUGUGCAGACAUCGCUGCUAAAGGAGUAUGGUGCGGAAUUGCGGAUUCUCUCGCCCGACCCCUUGCAGACGGAAUGCCCAAAGAUCAUAUAUCUUGUGCGCUCUCAGCUAAGCUUCAUGAAGUUCAUUGCAAGUCAAAUCAAGAACGAUGAACCUAAAGGGCUCCAGAGGGAAUACUUCCUUUACUUUGUACCUCGCCGCACCGUUGCUUGUGAGAAGAUCCUGGAGGAAGAGAAAGUUCAUCAGAGACUGACAUUCGGAGAAUAUCCCUUAUAUCUAGUUCCAUUGGAUGACGAUGUCCUGUCUCUUGAACUUGACCAUUCUUUGCAGGAAUGCCUUAUUGAAGGAGAUACAAGUUCUAUCUGGCAUGUUGCUAAAGCGAUCCAUAAAUUAGAGUUUGCAUUUGGAGUUAUCCCGAAUGUUAGGGCUAAGGGUGUGGCGUCAACCAAAGCUGCAGAGUUGUUGAAUAAUAUGCAACUAGAGGAUCCAGUCAACAUGGAUGAUAUGGGGAUUCCGGAGAUAAACACUGUUAUUCUGCUAGACAGAGAGGUGGACAUGGUGACACCAAUGUGCUCUCAGUUGACGUAUGAAGGCUUGUUGGAUGAGAUGCUACAAAUUAAUAACGGUUCAGUGGAAGUUGAUGCAAGCAUUAUUGGAGCUCAACAAGAUGGGAAAAAGGUUAAGGUUCCACUGAAUUCAAGCGAUAAGUUGUACAAGGAGAUCCGAGACCUCAAUUUUGAAGUUGUAGUUCAGGUUUUACGUCAAAAAGCAACAUCUAUUCAGCAAGAUUAUGCGGAAGUGAAAUCCACAAACACUCAGUCCGUUUCGGAGCUCAAGGAUUUUGUGAGGAGGUUGCACUCGUUACCGGAGAUAGCUAGGCAUGUUCAUUUGGCACAACACUUGCAAUCAUUCACGGGAAAACCCUCCUUUCAUGCUCGACUAGACAUAGAACAAACAAUAUUGGAGGUUCAGAACUUUGAAAUAUGCUUUGAGUACAUUGAGGAGAUGAUACAUAAGCAGGAAGCUAUUGAAAAUGUCCUUCGCCUUUUGGUGUUACUUUCUCUUACAAAUGCUGGGCUUCCAAAGAAGAAUUUUGAUUACUUGAGGCGGGAGAUACUUCAUAGUUAUGGCUUUGAACACAUGCACUUAUUAUACAAUCUGGAGAAGGCUGGCCUUCUUAAGAGGCAGGAAUCAAGAAGCAAUUGGGUUGGUAUUACAAGAGCACUGCAGCUUAUAGUUGACGUGAAUGAUACGGCAAACCCUACUGAUAUAUCCUACAUCUUUUCUGGAUACGCACCUCUUAGUAUCCGCCUUGUUCAGCAUGCAGUGAGAUCUGGAUGGCGGUCUAUUGAAGAACUGUUGAAACUAUUGCCAGGCCCACAUCUAGAUUUGAAAAGAGGUGGUUUGACAAUUAAUUCGUCACCAGAGGUGCAUCCAGGUUUAGGGGCUCAACAGAGUAUUGACAGGGUUGGUCAUCGCUCUCUGGUUUUGGUUGUAUUUAUUGGCGGUGUCACAUUUGCUGAGAUUGCUGCCCUUCGAUUCCUUAGUGCACAGGAAGGAAUGGGCUAUGACUUCCUCGUUGCAACAACAAAGGUCGUCAAUGGAAACACAAUACUCAGACCAAUUAUAGCUAAUAGCAAAGAGGGGAUGAUGUGAUUUUGUUCUUUUGCUUGCAUGUGUUUUCGUAAUUACAAUUGUAGACAAACCCAAGCUUGAAGGUGUUCUGGUUUGGCUAGGGGUUCGUGUUUGUUCAGCAACUGGAUGACAAGGCUAACACCGUAACACGCUUGUCGAUAGAUGGAAUCCAAUAGUCUCAUUUUGAUUCAGUUCUGUAGCACAUUCUCCUUACUGUAAAUCACUGGUCUUCAUGUGUUCGUCUAUCCUUUUAUUCAAUUAACUGCUUCCUUGAA